AUGUUUUCUCUGUACAUGUUUGAUAAGAUUUGUGUGGCACACCUAUAUAAGAUGAGCGACUCGUGUGUGGAGACUUCAGAAGCACCAGCUUGGCUAUCCAAAUUAGAGAGUCAGCGCGAGAAAUUGAGUAAGGCGCGGCUUGGUCAUGACAGUGGUGCCGGUGCUCCUUGUAAUUCUUGUGGUCCAACAUGCCCUGGUUUAGACCUUCACUUUUGGCGAAAGGUUUGUCGUUCAUGUCAUUGUAGUAAGGAUGUACAUGAUGUACAAGAUGAUGAUCUGUCUGGAUGGGCUCAAUUUGAGCUACUGGGAACUAACAGACCUAAAAAUGCUUCAUUGCCCUUGGUUAAGAUUCGAGGAGUGACUGACAAACCAGUCCAGUUGGAUUGGGCACCCCCAAAUGCUUCAACGGAAUUGGUUUCAGAGUAUAUGUCAUGUUUGGGUCCAUUGGCACCAGUCUCCGGGUCGGCUGCUGCCCGAAAGUGGCGUGCUCAACUUCGAACUCAGCUACCGCCACACGAUGUGGCCCCCGCUGCUCGCCACCAUGCCACUGAUCAAGAGAAGUCCGAGCACACGGUAUGUUUAAAUAUAACCGUCUUCUAUUAUACCUGA
Molecule: messenger RNA, 609 nt
Organism: Parnassius apollo (apollo)
Lineage: Eukaryota; Metazoa; Arthropoda; Insecta; Lepidoptera; Papilionidae
Source: the annotation of a GenBank genome assembly